Messenger RNA from Entamoeba invadens IP1, 1368 nucleotides. RefSeq names its product Rho/RAC guanine nucleotide exchange factor, putative. The coding region runs from base 1 to 1368 and encodes 455 amino acids. The transcript has 2 exons. Lineage: Eukaryota; Evosea; Mastigamoebida; Endamoebidae. The record is from RefSeq and is a predicted model, not a curated record. Gene Ontology annotation, molecular function: metal ion binding; guanyl-nucleotide exchange factor activity.
AUGUCAAGUAAAAGACUUUAUGUGGUCAACGAAAUAGUGUCAACGGAAGAAUCGUAUUUGAAAGCACUCCAGACAGUGAUAGAUUUGUACGUUAAUCCAUUUUCAACGAAUGGCAUCAUCACGCCGGAAGAAGGGAAGGUCUUGUUUGGGAAUAUUAAAGAUUUGAGUGAAGGAGCGAGUUCACUUUCGACACAAUUGCAGGAAAGACUGAAGAGUUUUUCGAUGAAUGAUAACAUUUGCGAUGUCUUUUUGUUAAACAAAAAUAUCUUUGAAAGGUUUGGGAAGUACAUACAAAAUUAUGAUAAGGCAUCUGCACUGUUUGAUAAGCUGACGCAAAAAAGAAAGAAGUUUGAGGAGUUCUGUGAGGCGCAAAAAGAAGACCCAAGAAGUAAUAACGGCGAUAUCAUGUCGUUCUUGAUCUUCCCCGUACAACGUAUUCCGAGAUAUAUAUUACUCAUGAAGGAAUAUAUCAAAAACACCGAUAAGGAACACCCGGACGCAGCUAUAGCAGAACAAGUGAGAAGAUACCUUGAUUCUUAUGCUAAAGAAGUUAACUCGGUCAUUGCUGUUGAAAACAAUAAAAGAAUUAUGAGAGACUUUAUGAAAAAGUUUACUGAUAUGCCACCAGAGGUGAAAGACGAGCUGCUGAAUACGCCCCGCAAUUUGGUUCGUGAAGGAGUGUUGUUGAAACAAUGUCGAAAAGCACAGAAAGAAAGAUACUUCUUUUUAUUCAACGAUGCAACGAUUAUAUACGGCGAACAAGAAGGAAAGAAAAUCAUAUUCCACCAGAAGAUGGGGCUGAACUCCGUGAAAGAUGUUGAAGAUAGUGAUAACGGGAAGAAUGGAUUCCAAAUAAAAACGCCACAAAAAAGUGCCGUGGUGUAUGCUAAAGACUUGGAAGAUAAAAAGGCAUGGGUCAUCGACCUCAAUUUCAUGUUUACAGGAGAGAAGAAGUACGAGUUUGAAGACGUGGAAGACGACGAGACGACAGCACCAAUUUGGGUUCCGGAUGAUAACGUGUUGGAUUGUAUGAACUGCCACUCGAAAUUCACAUUCAUUAAUAGAAGACAUCAUUGCAGAAAUUGUGGAAGAGUGCUCUGUUCUAACUGCACAAAACAGAAGAUCAUUAUCCCACAUCUCUCACCAAAACCACAAAGAGUCUGCGACCAAUGCGCACUCAACGCUAAAAACAAAAAGACCCUUGAAGACGACUCUUCAGACGUUAAAAUUGAAGGAAUAGCCCCACCAAAAUUGCCAGAGAGCGCGCCUCCACAGAGAAAAGAAACAAUGAAAGUGAAUGGACUGUAUAGCAUUCAAGCACCAACAAGAGUAGCACCUGAACUCCAAGCGUACCCAUUCAUUAAUUAG